AUGCCUGUCGAGGAAUCCCAGCCAGAGCCAAAGAGGGCCAGAAGGAAUUUUCACCCGUUCUUGAGCUUUUCAGAAGAGGACAUGAUCGGAAUCACCCAACCCCAUGACGAUGCGCUAUUGAUCACUCUUAGAAUCGGGGGCUACGAUGUGAAAAGAGUGAUGGUGGAUGGUGGCAGUGCUGUCGAGGUCAUGUACCUUGAUCUCUACAAGGGGCUGGGGCUAAAAUCGAAGGAUCUGAUGCCCUAUAGCUCCCUUUUAAUGACCUUCGAUGGGAAGCUUGUUAUCCCAAAGGGCAUGAUUAGGCUACCCAUCCAGACCGGCCCAGAGAUAGUGGAAGUAAACUUUAUCGUGGUGGACAAGUACUCUCCAUAUACGGCCAUCGUCGGUAGGCCCUGGCUCCAUACCUUAGGGGCUGUUGCCUCCUCAUUGCAUCAGAAGACCCCAAAUUCGCCCCCUGACACCACUGUCGACGAGGCAAAGUGCAAGGACUUGGAAAAGGUGGUUAUUGGCGGCGACUCGGAGAAAAUAUUUUGGGUAGGGGCUCAGCUGCCUCUUCAGGAGAAGGAGGAGCUGAUUGAGUUUCUUAAAAGAAAUAUUGAUGUAUUUUCAUGGGAUGCUUGCGAUGCCCCCAGGAUCGACCCGGACGUCAUCUGCCAUUACCUCAAUGUCAACCUGGCCAUCACUCCCAAGAAGCAACCACCCUGUUGCCCGUCAAAAGAGCAUGCCGAUGCGAUUAGGGACGAAAUGGCAAAGCUUAAACGUGUUAGGGCUAUCAAAGAAGUCUUUUACCCUGAAUGGCUGGCCAACACUGUGGUGGUCAAGAAGAAAAGUGGGAAAUGGCGAGUUUGCAUGGACUUUACAGACCUGAAUAAGGCGUGCCCUAAGAACCCGUUCCCAAUGCCUCGGAUAGACCAGCUAGUGGAUGCGAUAGCAGGCCAUCCUCGGAUGAGCGUCUUAGGUGCCUUUCAAGGCUAUCAUCAAAUACCACUAGCGUUGGAGGAUUAG
Quercus lobata is the source of this 1005-nucleotide messenger RNA. RefSeq lists its product as uncharacterized. The transcript is spliced from 2 exons. The record is from RefSeq and is a predicted model, not a curated record. The coding region runs from base 1 to 1005 and encodes 334 amino acids. NCBI's taxonomy places the organism in Eukaryota, Viridiplantae, Streptophyta, Magnoliopsida, Fagales, Fagaceae.